UAACGGAGUGCGACGUGCCCACCCACCACGCUCAGCGUUGCCUGGAGGCGCUGCUGUUGUAAGCAAAUGAGAAGAAAGCUGGGCGUUGAAAGAGCGGCGCUGAUUAGCGAAUCUGGAAUCACCUGGAUGAAAGCCCACUCGUGAUUCGUCAAAAGUAGACCGAAGCCCCUGUGGGCUGGAACGGGCCGGACAGUGAGGUAUGGCUGGCACCGUGCUGGGGGUGGGGGCCGGCGUGUUCCUCUUGGCCCUCCUCUGGGUACUGGUGCUGCUGCUGUGUGUGCUGUUAUCCAGAGCCUCCGGGAUAGCCAGGUUCUCUGUCGUUUUCGUGUUCCUCGGUGCUCUGAUCGUCACGUCGGUUCUGCUGCUCUUUCCCCGAGCUGGUGAAGUCCCAGCCCCUGAGGUCGAAAUGAAGAUUGUGGAUUCCUUUUUCAUUGGCCGCUAUGUCCUACUGGCUUUCCUCACUGCUGUCUUCCUUGGAGGCCUCUUUUUGGUUCUCAUUCAUCAUGUCCUAGAGCCAAUCUACGCCAAACCACUGCGGUCCUACUGAGUACUGUUCAGGAAAACCAGGACCCUGUUCUGUCCUUCACGUUUGAUGUCACCGGUGAGCAGAAAGGUACUGUUCAGAGCCUUGUUUGGACAGCCGUCAUGCCUUAAGGUCAGAGAAAUAUCCAUGCACAACUAGGACAAAUCCCUUGAAACCUGGCUUCCACAAAUGGGGUUGCAAAAUUGGCCCUGCGGUGAUGA
This is a messenger RNA of Lontra canadensis (Northern American river otter), 744 nucleotides long. It is a transcript of the gene TMEM218, whose product is annotated as transmembrane protein 218. The transcript is spliced from 4 exons. Lineage: Eukaryota; Metazoa; Chordata; Mammalia; Carnivora; Mustelidae. Bases 200 to 547 code for a protein of 115 amino acids. The record is from RefSeq and is a predicted model, not a curated record.